Messenger RNA from Didymosphaeria variabile, 690 nucleotides. It is a transcript of the gene PRX1, whose product is annotated as peroxiredoxin 1. Bases 1 to 690 code for a protein of 229 amino acids. Gene Ontology annotation, biological process: cellular oxidant detoxification; cell redox homeostasis; cellular response to oxidative stress. The transcript has 2 exons. Gene Ontology annotation, molecular function: peroxiredoxin activity. NCBI's taxonomy places the organism in Eukaryota, Fungi, Ascomycota, Dothideomycetes, Pleosporales, Didymosphaeriaceae. Gene Ontology annotation, cellular component: mitochondrion; cytosol. The record is from RefSeq and is a predicted model, not a curated record.
AUGGCAAACGAAGAGCGCCAGCAGCCUCUACGCCUCGGCUCCAUCGCCCCCAACUUCAAGGCCGAGACCACAAAGGGCCCCAUCGACUUCCACGAGUUCAUUGGCGACAACUGGGUCGUUCUCUUCUCCCACCCCGAGGACUACACGCCCGUCUGCACCACGGAGCUCGGCGCCUUCGCAAAGCUUGAGCCCGAGUUCACCAAGCGCGGUGUCAAGCUCAUUGGUCUUUCGGCCAACACAAUCGACAGCCACGAUGGCUGGAUCAAGGACAUCGACGAGAUCAGCGGAAGCAGCCUGAACUUCCCCAUCAUCGGCGACAAGGAGCGCAAGGUUGCCUACGCCUACGAUAUGCUUGACUACCAGGACACGACCAAUGUCGAUUCCAAGGGCAUUGCUUUCACCAUCCGGUCUGUCUUCAUCAUCGACCCCAAGAAGACGAUCCGCCUGAUCCUCUCCUACCCCGCCUCCACCGGCCGCAACACGGCCGAGGUGCUCCGCGUUGUCGACUCGCUCCAGACUGGCGACAAGCACCGUGUAACAACCCCCAUCAACUGGGUCCCCGGCGACGAUGUCAUCGUCCACCCCAGCGUCAACAACGAGCAGGCCAAGGAGCUGUUCCCGGACUUCAAGAUCGUGAAGCCCUACCUCAGGUUUACCCCGCUCCCCAAGGAGAAGACUUCUGCCGCAUAA